This is a messenger RNA of Fusarium redolens, 2384 nucleotides long. RefSeq names its product major facilitator superfamily domain-containing protein. Bases 319 to 2187 code for a protein of 622 amino acids. The transcript is spliced from 3 exons. NCBI's taxonomy places the organism in Eukaryota, Fungi, Ascomycota, Sordariomycetes, Hypocreales, Nectriaceae. Gene Ontology annotation, molecular function: fluconazole transmembrane transporter activity. Gene Ontology annotation, biological process: xenobiotic detoxification by transmembrane export across the plasma membrane. The record is from RefSeq and is a predicted model, not a curated record.
UCAGGCAUGUUAGUCCGAAAGUGGCUUACAGAGUUAUUCUUGCUCGUAUGGACACUAUCAAAGACAUGUGGAAGGGCUAAGAUUACAUUACAGCAUGACGGGUGACUAACUCCGGAUUGCUAAGCUCCGUGGUGUAAGAGCUUGCAGAGGAGUAGAGGAGUGGGAGAGAAUAUGAGUAUAAGACGAGUGCAUGCCUCAGGGAGAUUUGAACUCCAGAUCUCAAUUAGCAUAAUAAGCUUAAAGAGAACCCUUCCCACUUAAUAUCUUCCUCUUAUCUCCCUCUAAUACAGUUACUCCGAUAAGAAGAUAAACAUCAAUAUGUCAGACCUCAUCAGAGAUGCUCCCCUGGGGCAACUCAUCCGCUUCGUCACUCGCAACAAGUAUCUCCAGUACCCAGAAGAAAAGCCCGACUUCAAGCUUCCAGAGUCCUGGGUUGCAGUGAUUAACAACCCCGAUGCUAUCAUCGAAGAGUCUUCUCCCAACGACAACACAGUCCUCACUGGUACAGCUCUCGCAUCGUCAGCUUCGUCUACUGUUGCAGCAGAGGAAGACCCCAAGCUCAAGGCUGAGAAUGAGAAGAAUGAGAAGAGCGAGAAGAAUAAUGAGAACGACGACAUAGAGCGUGCUGAUCCUCAGCCCGUGAGACUCCAUCGAUCACGAUCUCCCCAAGAAACACAAGCCUACACUGUCGACAGACUCGAGGCCGAUGAAGAGCACGAUGUCGAGAAGGUCAAGUCUAUCCCUGUUGUCCCCAAGCGUACAAAAGAUGGUUCUAUCCUCGUCGAUUGGUACUUCAGCGACGAUAACGAGAAUCCUCAUAACUGGACCAACAACCGCCGCCUAGGUGUCUCUCUCAUCAUCUGUUUAUACACCUUCGUCGUGUAUACAUCCUCUGCGAUCUACACUUCCUCAACUGAAGGUGUCAUGCGCGCUUUUGGAGUUAGUCAGCUUAAAGCUACACUUGGCCUUUCACUAUAUGUCUUGGGGUAUGGUAUUGGUCCUCUGAUUUUCUCACCCCUGAGUGAGAUCCCUCGCAUUGGACGAAACCCCGUUUACAUCGUCACGAUGUUUCUCUUUGUUAUCAUCUCUAUUCCUACGGCACUAGUGAACAACUAUCCCGGUCUCAUGGUUCUUCGAUUCCUUCAAGGCUUCUUCGGCUCGCCUUGUUUGGCUUCUGGUGGUGCUUCGCUAGGAGAUAUUUACAGCCUCAUGGCUCUCCCCUAUGCCAUGAUGGCCUGGGUCUCGGCUGCUUACUGUGGUCCUGCUCUUGGUCCUCUGAUCAGCGGUUUCGCCGUUCCCGCAAAGAACUGGCGCUGGUCUCUUUACGAAAGUAUCUGGGCCUCAGCCCCUAUCUUCAUCCUCAUGUUCCUUCUCCUUCCUGAGACCAGUGGUGCCAACAUUCUCCUCCGUCGAGCAGAGCGUCUUCGAAAGCUCACUGGUAACCAACGUUUCAUGUCACAGAGUGAGAUUGACCAGCGUCAUAUGAAGGUCUCUGCUAUUGCUGUCGAUGCCCUCAUCAAGCCCAUGGAGAUCACCAUCAAGGAUCCUGCCGUGCUGUUCGUGCAGGUCUACACUGCCAUUAUUUAUGGUAUCUACUAUUCAUUCUUCGAGGUCUUCCCCCGUGUCUACCCAGUCUACUACAACAUGAACCUUGGCCAAAUCGGUCUCGUCUUCCUCUGCGUUCUCGUCUCUUGUAUGAUUGGAGUAGGCCUCUACGUCUCCUACCUCUACUUCUACAUGGACCCCCGCAUCGCUAAGCGUGGUUGGCCCAUCCAAGAAAGCCGCCUCGUUCCAGCUCUUCCGGCCGCCCUUGGUCCUACCAUUGGCUUGUUCCUCUUUGCCUGGACAGCUCGAGCCUCUAUCCACUGGAUCGUACCCACCAUUGGCAUCACCAUCUACGGAGCUACAGUUUUCAUUGUCAUGCAGUGUAUCUUUGUGUACAUUCCUCUCAGCUACCCAAUGUACGCUGCCAGUCUCUUCGCAGCGAAUGACUUCUUCCGCAGUGCUCUUGCUUGUGGCAGUGUUCUCUUUGCCCAGCCCUUAUUUGACAAUCUCGGCGUUGCUAAGGGUACCAGUCUUCUUGGUGGCUUGAGUGUUAUUGGUAUCAUUGGUAUCUGGCUGCUGUACUUUUACGGUGGCAAGCUGCGAUCUCUCAGCAAGUUUGCUAUUUCAGACCAUGUUGAGUAGAUGAAGCACGAUACAUCUAAGGGCGGACAGCCCAAUUUGGAUACCACACUGGAAAUUAAUGUGACGGAAAUACCAUGGAAUUCGGCGGAACUCGAGGGGAAUACACACAAGUUAACGUUAAUGAUGGGCUGAAUAGCACCUAAUAAUGAUUUAAGCGAUGUGAUGCUUCAAAAAUACUAUCGCAUCCGUCAAAUGCA